UCUUUGAUAAGAUCGGCCCCGAGGAUAGCUUGACGCUGAGUACGGAGAUUGCUCGCUGGUCACUGUUCUUUGCAUCAUCCAUCUUCACUUGGGUCGUGUUGUGGUACUUCAUUGACGGUGGGAAUGUCCUGAUCGUAUAUGAGGGAUCGUUUGAACCGUUCAAACUUACCUUACUACCCCUCAGUGCUACCGUACGUCAUUGUUUCCACGCUGAGUACGCUCUUUGGAGGGUACAGCGAGCGGACCCGAGCGCGACUUGAGUACAUGGUAGCCGUCAAACUCUUCGUCACGAUUGCAUCCUGGGCGAUCAUCACGGUCGUCGCGUUCGCCCUCCUGUUCAAUCAAAUGAAUCAAGUGGAGUACUGGCUUACGAUAUUCCAUGUGAUCGUAACGGGGAUGGUGUUCACUCUGUGUAUGCUUAUACAUAAGCUUCUGUUGCAAGUGAUUGCCGUGCAAUUUCACAGACUCGCGUAUAAAGACCGAAUCGCUAUAUCCAAACGACAUAUGAAACUGCUCGACGCAUUCAAAAAGUACGCAAAGCAACAUCGAUCAAAUAGCGAGUAUAUUGGACCGGGACAGCUUCUACCGAAAGGCGGCCCACAACCGUCCAAUCCGUCAAGUCCCAUCUGGACAGGCCGCUUUGCAUAUGGCAGGGAGCAGAGCACUACCAACACGCUAGCCACCGAUGCAGAUUCACAGCAAGGGGCUGCCGCUGCUUCUCACCGCAAAAACAAGCAGUCUGCGUCGUUCUGGCUGCAUAUAGUUAGGAGACGGGCGGCUGACAGCGCUGGGCGGAACGGCCUACCUGGGGAUCUAGACGACGACGACCCCGACCUCGAGUCAGGGAUGGAGUCUGAUGUCACCGAGAUGGGGAUGAUGGGACGGCGACCCACCACCGUCAACGGCCCACCAAUACCGCCAACAGGGGAACUCGCAGAAAUCCAAAAAUCAUACCCCAUCCACGCCCCCGACGACCAAUCAUCGCCGUUACCGGCCCGCCCGCGUACAACCUCCGACUCCCCACACUCCCUCAACAUUGACUCCCUCCACCGCAGCCCGACCGUACUCGCCCGCAACGUUUCCAGAAAGACCGCCCGAUCCCGCCCAGCCUCUCGCGCCGGCUCCCCACCCUCCUCGCCCGGCCUGCGCCCCAUCACCGCCUCCGACCUCCUCCCCACGACGCACACCAUCUCGCGCUCCACCCGUCCCUCCAUGUCGCACAGCCGCGCGGCGUCCGCAAGAAGGAGCGAUACCGUGCAGGAUCUGCUCUCCCCGAGCUCGCCGCAUGAUGAUAAGCAUAUUCGCUCCCCGAUACCCGGCUUGACGGAAUUCAAGGGAAAUCGGUACAAACAGGAGCUGGCGAGGAUGGAUAUUACGAGUCAUAUACAGGCGGGCAAGCUGGCGAAGAAGAUAUUCAUGGGGUUGGGAGGGAAGGAGAAAGGGUUUUUGACGUCGGAGGAUUUCAUGCGAUGCUUCGCAGACCCCUCCCUCGCAUCCGAAGCCUUCCUCCUCCUCGACCAAGACGGCAAUGGCUCCAUCACGCGCAAAGAAGUGAAAGACUGCGUCGUUGGGAUGUAUCGCGAGCGCCGCGGGCUGUACCGCGCGAUGCGGGAUUUGUCGCAGGCGUUGGGGAAGCUUAAUUCGUUUUUCUUUUUUGUGGAUAGCUUUGUGUCGUUUUGUAUUGCUUUGCCGAUCUUUGGUAUCAGCCUCACCGCGAUGCUCCCCUUCACGAGUUUUAUCCUCGCGCUGAGUUUCGUUUUCGGAACCGCGGCACGCACCGCCUUCGAAUCGCUGCUCUUCUUAUUCGUCACACAUCCAUAUGAUGCUGGCGACCGAGUCCUCAUCGACAACCAGAACUUGCUCGUGGAAGAAGUGGGCGUGUUGACAACGAUUUUCAAGAGGAUGGAUGGACAGUUGAUUUAUGCGCCUAAUACACUCAUUGCGUCGAAACUUAUACAUAAUCUGCGGAGGUCGGGGGAUCAGGUGCGGUCGCUGGGAUCUGUCCGCCAUCUUGAGUGUUCGGUGGUCACGGUCUUCUGAUAUGUCUGCCCUUUUUUCUCUUACUUUUGUCUCUGUCUUUUGUUAGUCCGAAGCCAUCGAACUCCAACUAGACUUCGACACC
Fimicolochytrium jonesii is the source of this 2122-nucleotide messenger RNA. RefSeq lists its product as uncharacterized. The transcript has 13 exons. The coding region runs from base 139 to 2040 and encodes 633 amino acids. Gene Ontology annotation, molecular function: calcium ion binding; mechanosensitive monoatomic ion channel activity. The record is from RefSeq and is a predicted model, not a curated record. NCBI's taxonomy places the organism in Eukaryota, Fungi, Chytridiomycota, Chytridiomycetes, Spizellomycetales, Powellomycetaceae. Gene Ontology annotation, biological process: transmembrane transport; monoatomic anion transport. Gene Ontology annotation, cellular component: plasma membrane.